UCAUCGAAUUGCGGCGGUAGAAUCGGCGGACAAAAUACAAGCACAAGAAUUUGUACAAUCGAGUGCUACGAAUUACCAAAUGCAAAAUGAUUCAUGAGCUCUUGUUGGCUUUGAGUGGGUACCCUGGCACCAUAUUUACAUGGAAUAAAAGGACUGGUUUACAGGUGUCCCAGGACUUACCGUUUCUCCACCCAAGCGAAACCAGUGUGCUGAACCGGCUUUGUAAACUUGGUUCUGACUACAUUCGCUUCACAGAAUUUAUCGAACAACACACAGGCCAUGUACAUCAGCAAGAGCACCACCCUACACAGCCAAACCAAGGUGGACUGCAUGGGAUCUACCUUCGGGCUUUCUGCACAGGCUUGGACUCUGUGCUGCAGCCCUAUCGACAGGCCUUGCUUGACCUCGAGCAGGAGUUCCUUGGUGACCCACAUUUGUCCAUUUCUCACGUGAACUGCGUGCUGGACCAGUUUCAGUUGCUAUUCCCCUCUGUGAUGGUGGUAGUAGAGACAAUCAAAUCUCAGAAGAUCCAUGGCUGCCAGAUUCUGGAGACAGUGUACAAACAUAGCUGCGGAGGGCUGCCACCUGUACGUUUAGCCUUAGAGAAGAUUCUUGCCGUGUGUCAUGGAGUGAUGUACAAGCAGCUUGCCGCCUGGAUGCUGCACGGACUCCUGCUGGACCAGAGCGAGGAGUUCUUUGUGAAGCAGGGACCGAGUGCUGGGGGUGCGGCCCAAGCCCAGGAGGAAGAGGAUGAAGACCUGGGCAUCGGGGGCCUGAGCGGGAAACAGUUACGGGAGCUGCAGGACCUGCGGCUGAUUGAAGAGGAGAACAUGCUGGCUCCAUCCCUGCAGCAGUUCUCUCUCCGCAUUGAAAUGCUUCCCUCUUACAUCCCCAUCCGUGUGGCUGAGAAGAUCCUCUUUGUUGGGGAGUCGGUCCAGAUGUUUGAGAAUCACAACCAGAACCCAUCUCGUGCCAGCUCUAUUCUGAAACGGCAGGAGGACACGUUUGCCACUGAGCUGCAUCGACUCAAACAGCAGCCGCUCUUCAGCCUGGUGGAUUUUGAGAACCUCAUUGAUGGAAUUCGGAGCACAGUUGCUGAGCAUCUGUGGACGCUGAUGGUGGAGGAGUCCGACCUUUUGGGACAACUCAAGAUCGUUAAGGAUUUUUACUUACUGGGUCGCGGAGAGCUCUUCCAGGUCUUUAUUGAUCAUGCGCAGCACAUGCUGAAAACACCACCCACUGCUGUCACUGAACACGAUGUCAAUGUAGCGUUCCAGCAGGCCGCUCAUAAGGUGCUGUUAGAUGAUGACAACCUUCUGCCUCUCCUGCAUCUGACUGUUGACUACCAAGGAAAAGAGACCAAAGAGGUUGCUGGAGGUCGUGAGGGUGCUACCCCUCCGCAGGAGUCCUCUCCUCGGGAGGCUCCGCCCACCGGCUGGGCUGCUCUGGGAUUGGCCUACAAGGUGCAGUGGCCUCUGCACAUCCUCUUCACUCCUGCUGUCCUCGAGAAGUACAACGUGGUGUUCCGCUACCUGCUGAGCGUGCGCAGAGUGCAGUCGGAGCUGCAGCACUGCUGGGCUCUGCAGAUGCAGCGCAAGCACCUGAAAUCCAACCAGACCGACGCGGUCAAGUGGAGACUCCGCAACCACAUGGCCUUCCUAGUGGACAAUCUCCAGUAUUACCUACAGGUGGACGUUUUGGAGUCUCAGUUCUCCCAGCUCUUGCAUCAGAUCAACUCCAUCAGAGACUUUGAGAGCAUCAGGCUGGCUCACGAUCACUUCUUGAGCAACCUUCUGGCACAGUCCUUCAUACUGCUGAAGUCGGUGUUUCACUGCUUGAAUGAGAUCCUGGAGCUCUGCCACAGCUUCUGCUCUCUGGUCAGUCAGAACCUGGGCCCCCUGGAUGACAGGGGCACUGCUCAGCUGGACAUCCUGGUCAAGGGCUUCAGUCGGCAGUCUUUUCUGCUCUUCAAGAUCCUGUCAAGCGUUCGCAAUCACCAGAUAAACUCAGACCUGGCCCAGCUGCUCCUGCGCCUGGAUUAUAACAAGUACUACACCCAGUCUGGGGGAACCCUGGGCAGUUUUGGACUGUGAGUCAGUACCUGAAAAUGUCCUUGGUCCAGUACUACAACAGUGGACCCUAUUGCACUCCCUUGUGUCAUUCACCUGGACCCGAGUGUCCUAUUCUCAUACUGACUUGACCUUGUGUGCUAGUAUUAUUAAUUGUUUGGCAGGUUACUUAUGGAUAUGUGCACAUGCCUACAUCUUGGUCGAUUAAUAAAGAAAGAGCCUCAUUGCACCACACAGAAUUUACCUAUAGCUCUUUUAGAAAUGUAUAAAGUGUAAAUAAAUUAUCUAUUGCAAAAGAAGAACUCAAAUAAAUAUGAUAAAAUGAAACAA
This is a messenger RNA of Anguilla anguilla (European eel), 2399 nucleotides long. It is a transcript of the gene tubgcp4, whose product is annotated as tubulin, gamma complex associated protein 4. Gene Ontology annotation, molecular function: microtubule minus-end binding; gamma-tubulin binding. The transcript is spliced from 18 exons. Lineage: Eukaryota; Metazoa; Chordata; Actinopteri; Anguilliformes; Anguillidae. Gene Ontology annotation, cellular component: gamma-tubulin complex; spindle pole; centrosome. The record is from RefSeq and is a predicted model, not a curated record. Gene Ontology annotation, biological process: meiotic cell cycle; microtubule nucleation; cytoplasmic microtubule organization. Bases 87 to 2093 code for a protein of 668 amino acids.